UUCAUCUCCAAGGAGGAGCAGCACCCAAACUGCAGGGAAAUACGUCGUGCAGAAAAUUAGGAAGACUCCUUUUUUUUCUUUGGAGAAGCUGAUUUCCUUUGGCAAGUGGGGGACGGUGGAGAAAAUGAAGCCGAGUCCACGAUUUUUCUUAGCUGGUUUUCUGUCUUUGAUUCUGCAGACGGCGAUUUGCUAUGGGAUAAAAUGGAUAGCUCUGUCCAAGACUCCUUCGGCUUUGGCCCUGAAUCAAACCCAGCACUGCAAGCAGCUCGAAGGCUUGGUGGUUUCCCAGGUGCAGCUGUGCCGCAGCAACCUGGAGCUAAUGCAGACCAUCAUCCAGGCGGCACGGGAAGUGAUAAAGACCUGCCGUAAAACUUUCUCAGACAUGCGGUGGAACUGCUCUUCCAUUGAACUGGCUCCUAACUACCUGCUGGACUUAGAGAGAGGCACAAGGGAGUCAGCAUUUGUGUAUGCCCUUUCUGCUGCUGCCAUCAGCCACACCAUUGCCAGAGCCUGCACCACCGGGGACCUCCCUGGCUGUUCCUGUGGUCCCAUCCCAGGUGAGACACCUGGACCUGGGUAUCGAUGGGGAGGAUGUGCAGACAACCUCAACUAUGGUCUUAUCAUGGGGUCCAAAUUUUCAGAUGCUCCCAUGAAGAUGAAAAAAUCAGGAUCACAAGCCAAUAAACUGAUGCAUCUGCACAACAGUGAAGUAGGGAGACAGGUCUUGAAAGCCUCUCUUGAAAUGAAAUGUAAGUGCCAUGGAGUUUCUGGGUCAUGCUCUAUCAAGACCUGUUGGAAAGGCCUUCAAGAGCUGCGAGACAUUGCAUUGGACCUCAAAAACAAGUAUUUAUCAGCCACCAAGGUCGUUCACCGGCCCAUGGGCACACGCAAAUACCUCGUGCCAAAGGAUAUUGAUAUCAGGCCGGUUAAAGAGACGGAGCUGAUUUACCUGCAGAGCUCGCCCGAUUUCUGCAUGAAGAACGAGAAAGUGGGGUCGCACGGGACCCAGGACAGGCAAUGCAACAAGACCUCCAACGGGAGCGACAGCUGUGACUUGAUGUGCUGCGGCAGAGGCUACAACCCCUACAUGGACAAAGUGGUGGAGCGAUGCCACUGCAAGUACCACUGGUGCUGCUACGUGACCUGUAAAAAGUGCGAGAGGACUGUCGAGAGAUAUGUGUGCAAAUGAGAACCCUCCUCUCUCCUCCCGGGAGCUGAGACACCAGCGGCACCCCAGCACUAUUCAGAGAAAACAUUUCCCCGACUAGACGUCGCUUAUCUCGUAAGGACACAGACUUGAAGAAAGAUGGUAGGAGGGGAAAAAAGCAAUCACACCAAUAAAAAUAAGACCCUUAAAAAACCAACCAAACCCACAAAUGUUUUCCCCACCAAUAAAAUGCUCUCUGAGAAGACAAAAACUCAUUUGGGAUGGUAUCUUCUUCCAAAAUAUUUCCUACGGUUGCCAAUGAUGUCCAGCCAUCAAGUGCCUUAGUAUUUUGAGAAACAGAAGUAGAAACUUUCCCCGGGGAAGAAAAGCAACUCUUGUUUGAAAAUAACUAAGGCUCACACCUGCCUAUGCCUUCUAGCACAGGUACUGAGUCUGCAUUAGGACCAUCCCAGAAGGGAAAACGCUGCAACUUUUCAGCAAUAACUGCCUUUGUUGCCAAAGACUUAAUUUUUAGCAUGGAAGCAUCCACUCCGGAUGAUAAAGGUGGAAAGAUUUCAGGUCAAUCCCCUGAAAUGAACGACUCAUUUUAACCUUUCUUUUACGCAGGUCUGCGACUUCGAAGUUACUGAUGCAGGAAAAGCUGUCCAUGAUUUUUCCAGGCUGGAUGGGGUUUCAAAUUCAGCCA
Aptenodytes forsteri (emperor penguin) is the source of this 1853-nucleotide messenger RNA. It is a transcript of the gene WNT11, whose product is annotated as Wnt family member 11. Gene Ontology annotation, molecular function: frizzled binding; cytokine activity. Gene Ontology annotation, biological process: neuron differentiation; cell fate commitment; canonical Wnt signaling pathway. The transcript has 5 exons. Lineage: Eukaryota; Metazoa; Chordata; Aves; Sphenisciformes; Spheniscidae. Gene Ontology annotation, cellular component: extracellular region. The record is from RefSeq and is a predicted model, not a curated record. Bases 125 to 1189 code for a protein of 354 amino acids.